Messenger RNA from Schistocerca nitens (vagrant locust), 1320 nucleotides. RefSeq lists its product as uncharacterized. The record is from RefSeq and is a predicted model, not a curated record. Bases 255 to 1082 code for a protein of 275 amino acids. The transcript has 10 exons. Lineage: Eukaryota; Metazoa; Arthropoda; Insecta; Orthoptera; Acrididae.
CAUCUACCAGUGAGCGAGAUGAGCACACAUUGCAUGAAGUAGCAGCAAUGUUGGAGCAAGAUUGCUGUGAUGUCGCUAGUGAGCCGCAUGAAAAUCUGUUGUUCAUAAAUAUGAGGGUUAACACACCCUAAAUUAAUGUGAUACAGCUAUAAAAACUGUGAUGUCCCAAGGCCAGAAGCUGACGGUUAGAAGGCUCCAACGCUUUUACAAUUUGAGCUAAGUAUUAUUGCUGGCACGCACAGAAGGCUGUGGAUAUGCACUUUUGGACUUCUGUUCUGCUGCGGUGUGUACAUCUGUGUGUGGAAUUCACACAUAGUAAUAACUGGAGAUGGGCGGAUACUUACUGUCAGGGCGAAAUUGCCGGCGAGAGUUCACAAAUGUUGAGUAGCAUUUCAAAGGACAGUAACGACGGACAGCGGGCAGAAUCAGAGGAAGUAGCUCUCACCAAGAGCGAUGAUUCCGGUGAAGGGCCAGAUAUGAUGAGCAGCAUUUCAAAGGACGCAAGCGAAGGAGACAACCAAGAAGAGGAGAAACUCUCUGUCGCCAAGAAUGAAGGCGUUGGCGUUGACCCCCAGAUGCUGAGCAGCGUUUCGAAGGACACGGGAGAUGGGAUGCAGCCACAACAGCAGGAGCUGUCCUUCAGCAAGAGAGAAGGAAUCGGCGAGUACUCCCAGAUAACGAAUAGUUUCUCAAAGGACACGAGUGGCGAACAGGGGUCACAAUCGGAGGAUGUCGCUUUCGCUAAGGUGGGAGCCGUUGGAGAAGACUCAUCUGCCGGAGAGCAGGAACCAAGUGGAGACUCCAGUGAUGCUGCCGGUGAGAUUUCUGUGCAAGGAGGGGACACAGGUGGUGAGGCGCGGCAGGCGCUUGCCAGGAGCUCUCGCAGCGUGAAAGCCGCCAGGCCGCAGCAGCAGCAGGCGGCGGCACUGCACGUCGGCCGGCAGCGCAGGCGACACGGCUCUGACAAGAGAAACCUCAAGAAGAAAAGAUUACUGCCAAGGAAGAGAGUAGUCAAGUUGAACAAUGUAAAACAGAAGACUAAAUACAACAAUGACGAUAAGAAAAGCUCCAAACAAAGAUAGUCACGUUAGUGGGUGACUGUACUGCAUGUGAUCCAUAAAAAAGAGCUUAUGUGGACAGCACAUAAAUAUCUUAUACACAGUCGGUGUGGGAUCACCUUAUUCUACCUCUAGGGUGUUGUAGAGAAAAUUUAAGUUUAUUUUAAGACUAUAUCUGCCAUCAAAUAUUUCAAAUUAAUUGACAAAUGUGUUUGAACCUCCAGGAAAGUCAUAAAGAACACUGACGUUCUUAUAAACCAAA